This is a messenger RNA of Cydia fagiglandana, 4402 nucleotides long. It is a transcript of the gene mys, whose product is annotated as integrin beta-PS. Gene Ontology annotation, biological process: cell-matrix adhesion; integrin-mediated signaling pathway; cell migration. The record is from RefSeq and is a predicted model, not a curated record. The coding region runs from base 171 to 2690 and encodes 839 amino acids. The transcript has 17 exons. NCBI's taxonomy places the organism in Eukaryota, Metazoa, Arthropoda, Insecta, Lepidoptera, Tortricidae. Gene Ontology annotation, cellular component: focal adhesion; integrin complex; cell surface. Gene Ontology annotation, molecular function: integrin binding.
ACUAGCAACACUUACAUUCUCGCCUUUCAGCAAGACGAAGUAAUUUCUUUUAAUUUGAGUUUAUUUUAAAAAAUUAAAGAGAUAUGAUUGUGUAGUGUAAGUGUUUUGUGCGCUAAUUUGUUCACGCGAUUAUAAGACUGAUUUCGAUCUGAACACAACCAAAUCGCACAAUGCACACACAACGAACGACGUUACGACUGUGCCUAUGGGCUUGCCUGGUCGCGAUAUGUUGGGCGGAGUCGGACCAACCCGCCCCAUUAGCCCAACUAGCGCAGAACCCAUGCUCCAGCAAGACAACCUGCAGCGACUGCAUACGGGCGGCCAGCUGUGCCUGGUGCUUCGCCGCCGGGUUCAACGGCCCGAGGUGCUUCAACCCUGCCUUAGAAGGAGGCACUGCGGGCUGUAAUGAAGCUUACAUCUUCAACCCCGACAACGAACUGUCCGUAGAUCAAGCUUAUAACAAGGAACUUAGUAGAACGCGGUCUCGCUCGGGCUCCAGUGCAGGCUCAUACGGAGAGUCCGGUUCUUAUGGGGCCGGCGCCAGCGCCGGCGGCGCUAUGUCCACAGCUGGCUCUGGCGAGAACCUCGUUCAGAUCAAACCGCAGAGAGUCAAUCUGCAAUUACGACAGAACCAAAUGCAAAAGUUAUCGUUCGCCUACUCCCGCGCCCAGGACUACCCACUAGACCUGUACUACCUCAUGGACCUCAGUCGUUCUAUGAAGAACGACCAGGAAAAACUGGCGGCCCUCGGCAAUUUGCUCUCCGCCACUAUGAAGAACAUUACCUCCAACUUCAGGAUUGGCUUCGGCUCGUUUGUCGACAAAGUUGUCAUGCCUUAUGUUUCUACUGUCGAGAAAAACUUGAGGGCUCCUUGCGAGGGCUGCGCGGCACCUUACGGCUUCAAGAACCAAAUGUCACUUAGCACUGACACCGCUUAUUUCGAUCAAGCUGUAUCUAAAGCCGACGUGUCCGGUAACCUGGACGCGCCGGAGGGUGGGUUCGACGCCAUCAUGCAAGCCAUGGUGUGCAAGGAGCAGAUAGGUUGGCGGCAUAAGGCCAACAGGCUCCUAGUGUUCUCCACUGACGCCGGGUUCCACUACGCUGGAGAUGGCAAGCUUGGUGGCAUCGUUCAGCCCAACGACGGUGAAUGCCACAUGGAAAACAACCUGUACACAUACUCUACCGUACAAGACUACCCCAGCAUAUCUCAAAUCAACCAAAAGGCGAAGGACCACUCGAUCAACGUGAUAUUCGCGGUGACAUCGGAGCAGAUCGGCGUGUACGAGGAGCUGAGCAAGCACAUCCAGGGCUCCAGCAGCGGCGUGCUCACCGAGAACUCGGACAACGUCGUCGACUUGGUGCGCGAGCAGUACAACAAAAUCACUUCGGCGGUCGAAAUUACGGACACAUCGAGUGACGCCAUCCAAAUCGUGUAUUACUCAUCCUGUCUUGACAAAACCAAUGUAAUUCAGACGAAUAAGUGUGACGGAUUAAGGGUGGGUGACGUGGUGGAGUUCACAGCUGAGAUCACUCUGAAGGAGUGUCCGAAGGACCCGAGCAAGUGGAAGCAGACGUUCGUCAUCUACCCCGGAGUCAUCUCCGAGGGCCUCACUGUCGAGCUGGAGAUGCAAUGCGACUGCCCGUGCGAACACCGUGGACAUCACGCGUACGACGACAGCCCCGACGUGUGCAGCGGGCACGGCAUCUCUGCGUGCGGCGUGUGCCUGUGCCAGCCCGGCCGCUUCGGCAAGCACUGCGAGUGCUCGGCGCAGGGCGGCGGCUCCGCCGACCAGGACCGCGGCUGCCGGCCCACCAACGCCAGCGCCGGCGCCGUCUGCUCCGGCCGCGGGAACUGCAUCUGCGGCGUCUGCGAGUGCAACAAGAUGUCCGACCCCACCGAGGUGAUAUCCGGGCCGUUCUGCGAGUGCGAGAACUUCUCCUGCGACCGCAACAAGGGUCUGCUCUGCUCGGGCCCCGAGCACGGCGAGUGCGUGUGCGGCAAGUGCCAGUGCAAGCCCGAGUACACCGGCGCCGCCUGCGACUGCCUGCUCGACACCAAGCCGUGCAUCCCUCCAGGUGACGGUGAAAUCUGCAGCGGCAAUGGGCAAUGUGUGUGCGGUCAGUGUGUGUGCAAUGUCAACAGCGCACAGCACUACUCGGGCAGAUACUGCGAUAAAUGCCCAACAUGUACCGGCCGCUGCGAGAAGUUCAAGGAAUGCGUGCUGUGCAAGGUGCACCACCGCGGGGCGGAGUGGAACGACAAGCAGGUGUGCUUCGAGUCCUGCAAGGACGCCGAUGACAUCAACCCCAUCAUCGAGAAGGGAAAACUUGAAGCGAACGAGUCUAGGAAUGAGCAUCUGUGCAGCUUCCAAGACGAAGAAGACGAUUGCUUGUACGUGUUCGUAUAUUCGUACGACGACAGACAGGACCUCUACAUUAGGGCGCAGGAGGAACGGGAGUGUCCCAAGAAGGUAUUCAUCCUGGGCAUCGUGCUGGGCGUGAUCGCGGCCAUCGUGCUGGUGGGGCUGGCGCUGCUCAUGCUGUGGAAGAUGGUCACCACCAUCCACGACCGCCGCGAGUUCGCGCGCUUCGAGAAGGAGCGCAUGAUGGCCAAAUGGGACACGGGCGAAAACCCCAUCUACAAGCAGGCGACGUCGACCUUCAAAAACCCCACGUACGCCGGCAAAUAAGGAUCUGUCAGUCAUAAGUGUAGCAAAGGUUUAAUUAAUGUCACGAAAGUAGUCGUCUCAAACGAGCGCCCCGGGGCGCGCACGUACCCUCUACGACGCAGAUAAGAGGGUCUACCGCGAACAUUUGAAAUCGAUUUUUUUUAAUCACUAUCGCUAGCAUACAUAUUUUAGCGAUAGAGAGGUAAAUGACGAAAUUUCGAUUUUCGCGGUAGGUCCUCUGACCAUUCGUAAAUCUUAUUACAACGUGAUAAGGUCUUCUAUUGGUCACUCCAGCGUGUCUUCGUUUGUACUGGUCAGUAGUCAAUAUUUACUAUUGUAGAAUCUUUUAUGACUUUAAAUUAUGUAGUCAGUAGACUGUUCGAUUGAAAACUUAGUAUGAUGCCUUAAAUCGUGCCUUUGUCGGUAAUUUAUAAAAAAAAUAUAUGUGACUACUUUCGAAUAAUGAUCGCCGUAAUGUGCUAAUUAUUUUAUUAAAUCUCAAAUAGAUCAUUAAAAUAAGUAAUUAAUUAUUUUAUACGUUUGUGAAUCUUGUACAUUUCUAAUUGCAAUAAUAUGAAUUUUCAAAGGGUCUGUUUUUAUCAAUAUUUCUCUACAUUAUUUGUAGUACGCUUUUUGUACUUAUUGUGCGAGUGUGUGUGUAUUGUACUUACGUAUUGUGUGAUAAAUAGGGGGAACGAAUCGUGUCUUAUCAUUAACCGAAAACUUUUAGUUGUUCGAAAUGAUAAAUUUUCUUCAUGUCGCGACGACUGAAUAGUGCGACGCGUCCUUGGAAACAGUGUAAUAUUGGGGUAGUUUCUAAUAAUGCGUUAUCCGUACAAAUAACGGUGUUUGAUACCCGAUUACGUAAAGCUGCUUGUAAUUUUGUGUGCACUUUUUAUAUGAAUUUAUUAAUUACCAUAAACCUACUCUGCAGUCAGUCCUCGAUUGUUUGAAAUCGAUGAUAAAGUAAAUUAUAACAGAGCUUUACACUUUCUCCGAUAUAACAUUAACGUAUUACAAAAUUGUAAUGAUGACAAGGUGAUGUUGUGUGUGUAACGUUUUGUGUCACGAAUAACUUCCAUAAAAUCUGUGCAUAUUCAAGAUAUGUUCACUGCCAAGAUAAUAUUGUCAUCAUGUGCCUUUUAACGUGAGAAGUAACAAAUUGUGCCAUUACUAAUGCUAAACAUAGAAUAUUAACAGUUUUAUACACGGGGGUAAAUAAUGAAGAAGCGAAUUAAUUACAAUUGCAGAGAAUGAAGAUCUAUUUGUAUUUUUACGAAACAAUACGAUGCAAUCUAUUGAGAUUCGUUACUGAAACGUUUGAGGGCCGGUAUGUAUGUUGAUUUAAAUGUUUAACUGAAAAAAAAAACAGCUGACAUCUAAUUCAUUGCCAAAGAUGUGAUGUAUUACUUACUUUUUUUGCAAUUGUAAUAUAAAAUGUGGUUGUUUACUUCUUUGAAUGAAACGGUACAGAAUAUAUAUUAUUUAUUGAAAUUAAUUAUAGUUAUAAGUGUAAUUACAUUUUAUUUUUGAAAUUAAGUUAAUAUAAGUUUUAUUGAUCGUGCCUUUAUAUAUUUUUUUUAUUAUGCAUUUAGAACACAGUCAGUUAAAAAAGUUAAAACCAAUUAAUUCAUAAAAUAAGUAACAAGUAACCUCGAUCUGUUAAGAGGGAACAGUAUGUAUAAAUACAAUUUUGUCUAUAUUAAACUAUAGCUAAUAAAUAUUAACGCUAA